GGCGGCGGCUGCUGCCCACGGGGCCUGGAGGGGCACAGGGAGCUGCCCACGCACCCCCGGAAAGGGGACCCCCCCGGCCAUGGAGGGACCCUCGGUGCUCGGGCCCUGCUCGUGGCAGAGGCGCCGCGCGUGGGCCCGGCACAGCCGGGGCUGCCGCAGCCCCGAAGGCGAGCGGGACCAGGAGGAAGAGGAGGAAGAAGAGGAAGAGGAGCAGGAGGCGGCCGCUGUCCCCUGGGAGCCACCAGAGCCGGACCGUGCUGUCCUGGAAGGACGUCUCUGCUGCAGGGUCCGGACGUGGCUGCAGGACUGCGGGGCUCUGCAGGACCGGCACCUGAGCCCUGGUGACAGCGCGGCCUCCGGUGUCCCCUCCGGUGUCCCCAGCAGCUCCAGCGUGGCCGCGGUGCUGGCCUGGUGGCAGUCGCAGUCGGACGCCGAGGAGAUCCUGCUCGCCCUGGGCUUCGUGGGCAGCGAGCCGGGGGCGGCGUCGCGGGUCCCCCCCCGCUUCUUCUCGGGCCCGUCCCGCGCCAGCGGCAUCGACCUCGGGCUCUUCCUGCGGGCCCAGGCGCGGCGCCUGCAGCUGGAGGAUCCGUGCCUGCGGCUGGCCAGUCGCUUCCAGCAGUUCCAGGCCCUGGCCGCCACCGCCGACGCGUUCUUCUGCCUCUACUCGCACGUGUCGCGGACCCCCCUGCAGCGCAUCGCCCCCGCCCGGCCCUGUCGCGACAUCCCCGACAGCGCCGGGCGGCGCCUGAAGCGCGCGGUGUCCUCGCUGUGCCUCUACACGGGGAGGGGACACGGCGGUGACACCCCCCGAGGGGCGACCCCCGGCCCGGGCGGGACCCCCGAGGGCAGCCGGGGACACGGCGACACUGACGCGGUGUCCCCGAGGCCACCCCGUGCGGGGACAGCUUGGGGACACCCCGAGCGCUGCUGUCCCCACGGCCGGGGGGUCUGGGGGCGCGGGGGGGACACAGGGGACCCUCGGGGCGAUGUCACCGCGUCCUGCAGGGUGGCGGUCACUGCCCAGAGACCCCCGGGGCUGCGACCCCCGGGCCAGCCCGGCCUCGGCUCUCAGUGUCACCCUGGGGACACCGCGAGGGCCGGGGGACACCGCGAUGGGAGGGUCCCCGAGCCCCCCGAGCCACGAGGAGCGGCCGAGUCCUUCGAGCUGGAGGAGGAAGAGGAAGAGGACGAGGACGAUGACGAGGAGGAUGCGGAUGAGGCGGAUGAGGAUGAGGACGAGGAGACGAUGAGGAUGGUGGGGAGGAUGAGGAUGAGGAUUAUGAGGAUAAGGAUGAGGAUGAGGAGCCGGGGCGGGGCCGGGCCCGGCGGGGCCGGGGGGGGGCAGCGGGGUCACCUCCCCCCCCCCCGGGCACGGCACGCACGGGCCCGGCCGAGUCACGCGUGGGGACACGAGGAGGGGCCGCUGUCACCUUUGUCACGGCAGCGGUGA
This is a messenger RNA of Melozone crissalis (California towhee), 1450 nucleotides long. RefSeq names its product thymocyte expressed, positive selection associated 1 (gene TESPA1). Lineage: Eukaryota; Metazoa; Chordata; Aves; Passeriformes; Passerellidae. The transcript has 8 exons. The coding region runs from base 80 to 1450 and encodes 456 amino acids. The record is from RefSeq and is a predicted model, not a curated record. Gene Ontology annotation, molecular function: signaling receptor binding.